Molecule: messenger RNA, 945 nt
Organism: Chaetomium globosum CBS 148.51
Lineage: Eukaryota; Fungi; Ascomycota; Sordariomycetes; Sordariales; Chaetomiaceae
Exons: 2
Coding region: 1-945 (314 amino acids)
Biological process (GO): inositol catabolic process
Cellular component (GO): cytoplasm
Molecular function (GO): inositol oxygenase activity; iron ion binding
Source: RefSeq, a predicted model, not a curated record
AUGGCAGCCAUGGUAGAUGUCCGCCCGUUCCAUCGGGAUGGGGCUGCCCUCGAAGCCAUCUCAGACGCGGUCGACACAGUCAACAUCCUCAAACACAUGCCCACCACGGCCGAACCCGCGUUCGACGCAGCCUCCACCUUCGACACCGACAAAGACAAGUCCACCUUCCGCCAAUACGCCGACGCCUGCGACCGCGUCAAGCACUUCUACGCCGAACAACACGCCAAGCAGACCGUCGCGCACAACCUGGCCGCGCGCGCGCACUUCCACUCCCCUUCCCGCAAGCGGCCCGAGCUGGGCAUCUGGGAGGCCAUGGAGAAGCUCAACACGCUCGUCGACGACAGCGACCCGGACACGUCGCUCAGCCAGAUCCAGCACCUGCUGCAGAGCGCCGAGGCGAUCCGCCGCGACGGCAAGCCCCGCUGGAUGCAGCUGACGGGGCUGAUUCAUGACUUGGGCAAGCUGAUGCUGUUUUUUGAGGGUUGUUGUGACGGGCAGUGGGAUGUGGUCGGGGAUACCUUCCCCGUGGGGUGUCGCUUUGAUGAGCGCUGUAUCUACCCGGAGUUGUUUGCCGCCAACCCGGAUGCUGGCCAUGAGGUCUACUCGACUCGUUAUGGGAUUUACCAGCCUGGGUGUGGUGUCAAUGAGUUGAUGAUGAGCUGGGGCCAUGACGAGUACCUGUACCUGGUGCUGCGGGACCAGAGCACCCUGCCGCGCGAGGCCCUCGCCAUGGUGCGCUUUCAUUCGUUUUACCCCUGGCACAAGGAGGGCGCCUACACCGAGUUCAUGGCCGACGGCGAUGAGGCGCUGCUGAGUGCCGUGCGUGCUUUCAACCCUUAUGAUUUGUAUAGCAAGUCGGACGAUGUGCCCAAGGUGGACGAGCUGAAGCCGUAUUAUUUGGAACUGAUUGAUGAGUUCUUUCCUCAAAAGGUCAUCAAAUGGUAA